UUUCUUUUAGUAAUACUGAUUGUUCUGUAAAGCUGCUUUGUGACAACACCUGUUGUAAAAAGCACUAUAUAAAUAAACUUUGCGUGCUUGCUUGUUUGCAAUAGUAAACCGUGCACAAAACGCUCCCCUGACGUAGCUACUAAUUAUAGUAACACCCUGCUGAGUUUACGUUUUGUAGGAUACGAUAGUCCAAAAAUACCUCUGACACUAAAAUCCCCAAAAUCCUCUUUUACAUAAAGCUAAAGUUCUUCCUCAUUAUCUGGUGGAGAAAGUUACAUGUGGGUGCUCGCAAAUGGAAAAUCCAGUAGGUAGGUAGUUUCCAGUCGGUGUGGCUAUAAAGCUGCUGCUAUGAGAGUCAGAUGACACAGCGAGCUUCACUCACUCUGAAGAACACUCUUUCACACCCUGCACCAACGCAAAGAUAAUGGCCCAGAUUUCUGGCACAGCUCUCACACUCCUGCUGGUUCUGACAGUCAGUCUGUUCUGUCAGAAUGCCACCGCUUUGGCCUGUUGCAGGAAAUACACAAAAGGAGAGAUCCCUUUCACACGUAUCAGAGGAUAUUCCAUCCAGACUGUCAGAACGUUCUGCAACAUCGAUGCUAUCAUCUUCCAUACUAGCAUUGGCCGAAAUGUUUGCGCCGAUCCUUCUCAGAACUGGGUGAUGGAGACUAUCCACAAACUCAAGGACAAAGUGCGGGCUAUGACGAAGAAGCAGGCAAAACAUCAGUGAAGAAACUGAAGCAAAGCAUCUGAAGAAACUCAACAUUUUACCAAGAAUUUAAUAUAUAAUCACAAUAACAAUCAUAAUAAUAUAUUUAUAACUUAUUCAUUUGUUAUUCUUUAUGAAGAAGCUAUUAUUUUUAUGCAA
Messenger RNA from Pygocentrus nattereri (red-bellied piranha), 868 nucleotides. It is a transcript of the gene ccl20a.3, whose product is annotated as chemokine (C-C motif) ligand 20a, duplicate 3. The coding region runs from base 425 to 730 and encodes 101 amino acids. The transcript has 4 exons. Gene Ontology annotation, cellular component: extracellular region. Gene Ontology annotation, molecular function: chemokine activity; CCR chemokine receptor binding. NCBI's taxonomy places the organism in Eukaryota, Metazoa, Chordata, Actinopteri, Characiformes, Serrasalmidae. The record is from RefSeq and is a predicted model, not a curated record. Gene Ontology annotation, biological process: chemokine-mediated signaling pathway; neutrophil chemotaxis; cellular response to type II interferon.